AUGCCCGAGGCUGAAUCGCAUCCGUGUGACCCCGUGUAUGGCGACAAUCCUGCACGCAUCCCGCAGCGCCAUACCUCCAGACCCGAGCGCCGCAGACACGAAGCCUCGCCGCCCCAUAGCCAGCACUCGUUGAACGAGGUCGAUGCACCUGCGCCCGUGCGAACCAGACAGGAUGACUCUGCCUGGCACCGAGAUGCCCACCUCGAAGACGAGUCAGUAGAAUCCGCGCCCACACCUCCUUCGUUUCGGACACGACACUCGUCAUCGCCGCCUUCGUCGCCCCAGAGAAGUCCCAGGUCUCCGAUUGCGACUCAGGUCUAUAUCGUCUCGCAUCUCGUCUUCUUCUCGUUAUGGGGUACCCUCGCCCGACUGGGUAUGCAAUGGCUGACCUUCUACCCUGGCGCUCCUCUGGUCACCCCUGUGCUCUGGGCCAACGUUGGCGGCUCGUUUGUCAUGGGUUUCCUGGCAGAAGACAGGCGAUUGUUCCGUGAAGAAUGGGGCCUCGAAAACAUGGAUGCACACACAAGAGAAAAGGCCUUGGAACAAGAAAAAACAGAUCUUGAUGCUGCCAAAAAGGCGCAUGCAAAGACGAAGAAGACGAUCCCGCUGUAUAUCGGCCUGGCUACAGGCUUCUGCGGUUCUUUCACUUCCUUUUCGUCCUUCAUGCGCGACGUUUUUCUGGCUCUCUCCAACAACCUACCGACUCCUGUGAACCAUCCAUACUCCUCGGUUCCUUCGUUUACAUCCACGAUACAUCGCAAUGGCGGAUAUUCUUUCAUGGCUCUACUUGCAGUCAUCAUAUACACUGUCGCGCUCUCUUUGGCUGCUCUCAGGGUUGGCGCACACCUAGCUCUUGCUCUGGAUCGCUUCACACCUACCUUGCCCUUCAGGCUCACUCGUAGAUUCUUCGACCCACUGAUUGUAGUCCUCGCUUGGGGAUGCUGGCUCGGUGCCAUCUUCUUAUCCAUAUGGCCUCCAGAUAGGCCCUCCAGCCCGUCCAGUCGUGGUAGCUGGGCGAACGAGGUCUGGCGUGGUGAGGUCCUGUUCGCAUUGGUCUUUGCGCCAGUCGGUUGUCUCCUUCGCUAUUAUGCGUCACUCAAACUCAACCCGAUCGCUGGGUCUUUUCCUCUGGGAACUUUCGCCGUCAAUGUGUUUGGAUGCGCUGUAGAGGCCAUGUGCUACUCUAUCCAGCAUGUACCCAUCACCUCGACUGCUGGUGCUUUGGUUGGUGGGGGUAGGGUUGGUUGUCAAGUUUUGCAAGGCGUCAUGGAUGGAUUCUGCGGCUGUACAACCACUGUCAGUACGUGGGUUUCGGAAUUGCCAUCCUUGCGACGGCGACACGCCUAUGUGUACGGCUUGGUAAGUGUGCUUGCUGGUUUGAGCUUCAUGAUAAUCAUCAUGGGUAGCGUAAGGUGGACCGUAGGAUUCAGCACGCCGGCUUGCGUGACCAUGCGAACUUCUGUGUAA
Messenger RNA from Aureobasidium namibiae CBS 147.97, 1467 nucleotides. RefSeq lists its product as uncharacterized. The record is from RefSeq and is a predicted model, not a curated record. Gene Ontology annotation, biological process: fluoride transmembrane transport. Gene Ontology annotation, cellular component: membrane. The coding region runs from base 1 to 1467 and encodes 488 amino acids. Gene Ontology annotation, molecular function: fluoride transmembrane transporter activity. The transcript has a single exon. Lineage: Eukaryota; Fungi; Ascomycota; Dothideomycetes; Dothideales; Saccotheciaceae.